AUGUCAUAUCAGUACCCCCCGCCGCCGAACGGCACCGACAUCGAGGUGCCGUCCUCGGGCUACAUGCCCUCAUUUCCUGUCGGUUCGACUGAUGAAGACUCGACUAGUCCCUCUCGGGAACGCUCGGAUUCUAUCUCCAGGACGAUGAGGAUCAACAGGUCAGUAACGAUGCCGGUCACCGGGUCCUCACCAGCGCAGGCGACAGCAGGAGCGCAAGCAUCUACUCCCCAACAGUCGACCACAACGACAGGCCAGCCGGAGGGCGAGAGGAGAAGAAACAAGCUGGGCUAUCACCGGACGUCUGUUGCUUGCGGCCACUGCCGUCGCCGCAAGAUCCGCUGUGUACCCUCACCAAACGACCCCCAAGGCCGCUGUGCCAACUGCAUCCGUCUCAAAAAGGAAUGCAGCUUCUACCCGGUCGAUCAGCAGCCCCCUCUAGGCGACGCCCGUAAGAACUCGACCUCCCGGCCGACCGUCGGCCCCAAGCUGGCCUCAGCAUCCCCCUCUUCGGCCCUGCAAGCUGGCCUCUCCCCGGAUCUACACAGUUCAACCACCUACUCGCCUCUCGGCAUUCCAGGCAUCCAAAACAUGCCGCCCCCUCCGUCAGACCCCAAACGUAAGUUCCCUCACCAACACCAUUACCACAGCCGGCCUCGCUCGCCGCCAUCAGCAUCCUCCUCCUCCUCCUCCUCCUCCUCCUCCUCCUCCUCCUCCUCCGCACAGAACCAAGAAAGAGAAGAAGAAGCAACAGUCGCUAAAGCAAAACGGCUCAAAGUCGCCUCCUCUUCCCGGCCCUACGAAUACGGAAUUACCACAACAACACCCACGACUGCAGCAAAUUGGAUCACUCCCGACGCAGUCUCCUCCCCCACAACCUCCAAACCAGCCGACCUCGCCUGGCGCGCCUACCCCGCCGAAUCUCCGUUGACCCCAGCCUUUCCCCCUUACACCCCUCACGCAGCCGGCCCCACUCCCGGCGCAACUUGGUCUGAGGGAACCGGAAGAGAUGACAUGACGGCAGCGGCAUGGGGAACAUACCCAGCCCCGCCAGCCCGCUCCCUCUCCUUUGGUGCAGAAGGCAUGACCGCUGCUCAUGCAGGGCAGUAUCCCCCUCCUCCUCCACCGGCGCCUGCAGCGGGCGGGUUGCCGGGUAGGCCGGUGACAGGUAGCAUGACUGGGAUGGAUACGGUUUCGACGGUGGCGGGGGGGAUUGAUCCGAGCACGGGAGUUGGGUAUGCGUCGUGGCCGCCGCCAACCCAAGGGCCGUAUGGGUAUGGCGCGACGAAACCGGGGGAUGGGUAUGCGGCUACGACGACCGGGUGGUAUGAGGAGGGAGCUGCGGCAGCGGGGUAUUAUUCGAGGUAA
Thermochaetoides thermophila DSM 1495 is the source of this 1365-nucleotide messenger RNA. Its product is annotated as gal4-like Zn(II)2Cys6 binuclear cluster DNA-binding domain-containing protein. The record is from RefSeq and is a predicted model, not a curated record. The transcript has 2 exons. Gene Ontology annotation, molecular function: RNA polymerase II cis-regulatory region sequence-specific DNA binding; DNA-binding transcription factor activity, RNA polymerase II-specific; zinc ion binding. Gene Ontology annotation, cellular component: nucleus. The coding region runs from base 1 to 1365 and encodes 454 amino acids. Lineage: Eukaryota; Fungi; Ascomycota; Sordariomycetes; Sordariales; Chaetomiaceae. Gene Ontology annotation, biological process: positive regulation of transcription from RNA polymerase II promoter by galactose.